Molecule: messenger RNA, 1104 nt
Organism: Daphnia magna
Lineage: Eukaryota; Metazoa; Arthropoda; Branchiopoda; Diplostraca; Daphniidae
Product: UPF0462 protein C4orf33 homolog
Exons: 6
Coding region: 197-874 (225 amino acids)
Source: RefSeq, a predicted model, not a curated record
CGCCCUGCCAACAAAGUCUUCUGGGUGGGUCUUGAACGAAACUAGUUUCCUCGUCGUGUCACUCGACCGUGGUAUACCUCUCGUCUUCAUGUUUGACACCAUCAGUUUGUUACCAAACUGUCGUGAAGUAAACACGCAUUUUCGUCGUUAGGGCAACUUCAAAAAGAAUUUCUUGUUUUAAACCUUAGCGUGAACAAUGGUUAAUAAAGCCAAUGCCAAAAGAGGCCUGGUGCGUCACAUCGUUAUUCUUCUGCUAUUUAGCUUUUCCGUAGCAAUGAAGGUUUCAAUCGAGACGACUUGGGAUAACCAACCUAUAGAUCACCAACCUGCAAUCAUUGAAUUGCAAUCGCUGCAUGAAAACGACAUUCAAAUGAACGUGGAAGGAACAUUUUUCAACGAUCCUCCAAAUCCAGGCGGUGUCCCCGGCGAGCCUUUCAUGGGUCUUUGGGACUUUGAAGUCAUAGAAUUGUUUUUGGCGAAUGACGCGAAUCAAUACGUCGAGGUCGAACUUGGACCGUGGGGCCAGCAUAUUGUUUUGCUGCUUAAUGGCGUUCACAAGACUAUCCGACACAGUUUACCCUUGCGUUAUAAAGUACUGCAACGCACAGAAUCCGGUCGUUGGCAAGGUCAAGCUAUCAUUCCUGCCUCUUACCUACCACCAAAUGUGACGAAAAUGAAUGCUUAUGCCAUACAUGGAAGUGGAGCCAAGCGAACCUACGAAGCUCUUUACCCUGUUCCUCAAGGGCAAUUUGAAAAUCCAGACUUCCAUCGCCUGGACUUUUUCCGACCGGUUAAUGUUUCCGAAUUCCUUGCAAAGCCUGUCACUUCGUUUUCAACUAUUUGGAUAGAAUCCAUGGAAUCAGCUAAUAACUGAACUUCCAUCAACCACCAUCAAACAAUUUUUAAACGCUAUUUGCAGAACUUUCUUGAAGAUCACCGAACCAGAUUUCUAAGGAACAUUUCGAGCAUGAAAAUUACUUUGCUGAACUAGAAACUUGGAUUCGUGGUGGCAGCGUCUGCGAUAGCAAACGUUACAUUUUUGAAUUUGUGCCAAUUUGCAAUAUAAAAAAAAGGAUGGGCCUAGAGUGAAAAUUUUUCCAUUAA